This is a messenger RNA of Parnassius apollo (apollo), 2214 nucleotides long. The record is from the annotation of a GenBank genome assembly. Lineage: Eukaryota; Metazoa; Arthropoda; Insecta; Lepidoptera; Papilionidae.
AUGAUGGAAUAUGCAAAAACGCGCAAAGGGCCGCUGCCUGGAGGUCGCCAGGGCGCGUCUGGUGCUGGCGCUGGACGUGACAGCAUGCGAACCGCCAGCCGAGCGAGAGGUGCUGCACGACCACCCAUCAGCCCCUCGCAUCCAUCAUCCCAACCAGCUGGCUUGGUGUCGGCAGGGUCUUCGCAGGCCCAGCAAUCGGCACCCGCCACUGUUGGAGUACGCCGCAUGCGAUGGACAACCGAAACGAAUACUAACGCAUUGCGGGCGUAUUUUAGGGCGAAAGGGGGAGAAGUUGGAGGUUUGGCGUAUCGGGCUAGGAUGCAUCGUCUUUUUGCUGAGCUGGAGCCAUCUUUCACCGUCUCAGAGCAAAACCUGGCAGACCGGGUUCGGUAUAUCUUGCGCUCAAAUAUAUUUGAUGUCGCCGAACUCGAACGACUACGACGUGAGGCUGUUCCCUUAUCGGAUGAAAAUGCUACGGCUAAGGAUGCGGCGCCACAAAUUGCAGAGCAACCCGCAAAUGUGAAUGCCGCCGUGAAUACCCCAGUUGUGGUUGAUUCAAACGAUGAUGGAACAGUCGCCCAGGAACUGGAAUUAGAGCAUAUGAGGAGUACAUUGGAAGAGUCGAUUGUGGAAACGCGCAGUACGCCUCUCGAAAAUCGACCGCGACUUCCCCGCAUAGCCCUAAGCAAGCGGAAUCGGGCUGUCGUGAUGGCUCUGAACCCAAUGCUGGUGACCUAUUUGGAAGCCAGCCGGGACCUUUGCGAGACGGACUCAAUUCUUUUUGGCGCCACACUGGCAGUGUGCCGUAUUAUAGGCGCCAAACUUUCCACGGCUGGACUCGUUACUGGACAAAGUAGCGCUAUCCCAGUCUGGAGAAUAAGAAUUGAAGAACUUAUCGCAAAGGCUAGGGCCCUCAUCGGCAGACUGAUAUGUGUCAGGUCAGGCAACAAUAGGCCAAGGAUUGUGCGCACCGUCAGGAUGGCAUUUGCUGGGACAAAUGUUAGUUUGUCCCAGCCGGAUAUAAUGCAAAAACUGACGGAGCGCAUAGACGACCUGAAGCAGAGAAUCGCUGCUUGGGGAAAGCGGAUUCGGCGAUAUACCGAGAGGUCGACACUGUUUAACCAGAAUUUUCUCUUCCAGAGUGAUCAGAAGAGGCUCUAUAAAUUGUUGGAGCGACCAAUGGUAAGUGGAACGGGCCCAGCACCGAAUCAGGCCGACACUGUAGCAUACUGGCGCGGCCUGUGGUCAGAGCCCAUAAACCACAGCGAGGACCCUUGGACGGAAGUUGUGGCGAGUCAGUGUGCGAGUAUAACGCCCAUGAACCCCGUCAUUAUAACGCCGGAUGACGUAGCUGAGGCGGUUCGUGGGGCCCCGAACUGGAAAAGUCCGGGACUCGACGGGCUGCAUCACUACUGGCUGAAGGGGUUUGUGGUGUGUCACACUGUGUUCGCCCGACAGUUCCAAGAAGCUCUCAACCAGAAAUCGCUCCCGAGCCUCUUCACUACUGGGAUCACCCAUUUGGUUCCAAAAGACCAGCGCCUUGCGAGAGGCGCUAGAGCUACGAGCUACGCUAGAGCUCUCAUCGGCAGACUGAUAUGUUUCAGAUCAGGCAACAACAGGCCAAGAAUUGUGCGCAACGUCAGGAUGGCGCUUGCUGGGACAAAUGUCAGUUUGUCCCAGCCGGAUAUAACGCAAAAACUGACGGAGCGCAUAGAUGAUCUGAAGCAGAGAAUCGCUGCUUGGGGAAAGCGGAUUCGGCAAUAUACCGAGAGGUCGACACGGUUCAACCAGAAUCGUCUCUUCCAGAGUGAUCAGAAGAGGCUCUAUGAAUCGUUGGAGCGACCAAUGAUAAGUGGAACGGGUCCAGCACCGAAUCAGGCCGACACUGUAGCAUUCUGGCGCGGCCUGUGGUCAGAGCCCGUAAACCAUAGCGAGGGCCCUUGGACGGAAGUUGUGGCAAGUCAGUGUGUGGGUAUUACGCCCAUGGACCCCGUCAUCAUAACGCCGGAUGACGUAGCUGAGGCGGUCCGUAGGGCCACGAACUGGAAAAGUCCGGGGCUUGACGGGCUGCAUCACUACUGGCUGAAGGGGUUCAUGGUGUGUCACUCUGUGCUCGCCCGACAGUUUCAAGAGGCUCUCAACCAGAAGUCGCUCCCAAGCCUCUUCACUAUUGGGAUCACUCAUUUGGUUCCUAAAGACCAGGAAGUGCCUUAG